AUGUCGUACGCCCAUCUCGGGGCGCCAGCCGUGUUCAAUGGCACAAACGAUGAGAUUGGCGGCGAUUCAAGGACCGAAAACCUUAACCAGUGGUAUCAGGCGGGCGACCAGGCCUUCAUCAUCAUCUCAUCAUGUCUCGUGCUCCUCAUGGUCCCCGGUAUCGCGUUCCUCUACUCUGGUCUCGCGCGGAGAAAAUCAGCCCUCUCCAUGCUCUGGGUCGUCAUGAUGUCCUUUAGCGUCAUCGUAUUCCAGUGGUACUUCUGGGGAUACUCUCUUGCCUUUGGUCAGACGUCCAAUAACGGCUUCAUCGGCGACCUCAAGCACUUUGGCCUCAUCAACGUCUGGGCCACGCCGUCGGUCGGGUCGCCGCUCAUCCCCGCGCUGCUGUUCUCCUUUUACGAGAUGAUGUUUUGCGCCGUCACCGCCGCCCUGACAGUCGGCGCCGUCGCCGAGAGGGGGCGCGUCAUCCCCGGCAUGGUCUUCACCUUCUUCUGGGCCACGCUGGUCUACUGCCCUCUUGCGUACUGGGUGUGGAACGCCAACGGCUGGGGUUACAAGAACGGCGUGCUCGACUACGCCGGCGGAGUCCCCGUCGAGAUUGGGUCCGGCGUGUCGGCCCUCGCCUACUCGUGGGUGCUGGGCCGCCGCAACGAGAGGAUGAUGAUGAACUUCCGCCCGCACAACAUCUCGCUCAUCACCCUCGGCACCAUGUUCCUAUGGUUCGGCUGGCUGGGCUUCAACGGCGGCUCGGCCUUUGGUGCCAACCUGCGUGCUGUCAUGGCCUGCUGGAACUCGUGUCUGACCGCCAUGUUUGCCGCCAUGACUUGGUGCCUGCUUGAUUUUAGGCUGGCCAAGAAGUGGUCCAUGGUUGGCUGGUGCUCGGGCACGAUUUCUGGUCUUGUUGCUGCUACGCCUGCCUCCGGAUUCAUUGACCCCUGGGCGAGCAUUGCCCUGGGUGUUGUUGCUGGCGUUUGCUGCAACUUUGGCACAAAGACUAACAUGUCUCCUUCUUUUUCCCGAAUAGUCAAGUUCCUUGUUCGUAUCGACGACUCUCUUGAUGUCUUUGCCGAGCACGGCAUUGGCGGCAUGGUUGGCCUCAUUUUUAACGCCUUCUUCGCUACUGGCAAGGUCAUCGGCCUCGAUGGCGUCAACACUGGAGCCAGCGGCGGCUUCAUCGACGGCAACUACAAGCUUCUCGGGUGGCAGAUUGCCGCCAUCGUCGCUGCCUCUGCUUACGCCUUUGUCAUGUCCGCCAUUAUUGCCAAGAUUAUCGACGUCGUCCCUGGUUUGAAGCUUCGGGCAUCUGAGGAAGCUGAGCUUCUCGGCAUGGAUGAUGACCAGCAUGGCGAAUUUUCAUACGACUAUGUUGAGGUUCGUCGGGACUUCUUGGCUUGGAGUCCCCCCAGUGGGGAGCCUGCUCAUGAUGGCGAAAUGAUUGAGCCUCAACACGGCAUUCAGGAACAUGCCAGCAUGGUGCGUCCCAUGAGUGUUUCUGACGGUCCUGUCGAGAAGAAGUCGUCUGCUUCAUCUGUGCAGUUUGAUAGAGACGACCGCGCGGUAUUGGACAAUGAGAAGAGAGAGUAG
This is a messenger RNA of Metarhizium robertsii ARSEF 23, 1584 nucleotides long. Its product is annotated as ammonium permease. Lineage: Eukaryota; Fungi; Ascomycota; Sordariomycetes; Hypocreales; Clavicipitaceae. The record is from RefSeq and is a predicted model, not a curated record. The coding region runs from base 1 to 1584 and encodes 527 amino acids. Gene Ontology annotation, cellular component: plasma membrane. Gene Ontology annotation, biological process: ammonium transmembrane transport. The transcript has 3 exons. Gene Ontology annotation, molecular function: ammonium channel activity.